Messenger RNA from [Torrubiella] hemipterigena, 2152 nucleotides. Lineage: Eukaryota; Fungi; Ascomycota; Sordariomycetes; Hypocreales; Clavicipitaceae. The record is from the annotation of a GenBank genome assembly.
CCGGCAUCCAAACGCCGGUCUAGGUUGUUACAGUUCCUUCAACACUCAUAGCAUUUUUUCUGAUGUGCCCUAUACACUAUGGUCUCUAGAUCGAGCGACACUCAGUAAUACUUGCAUCCGCUAUUACCCGAUGAGCCCCAAACGGGGUAUGGCGCCGGUCCAGGCAUACGGCAAAGCAUGUCUUCACCACCAAAUACUGCUGCUUCAUUAAAUCACUAACAAUGUCGUAUAGGCUUGUGAGCAAUGCUUCAAAUCAAAAUCAAAAUGUGUCAAUACUGGUCAAGGUCACACUUGCCACCGAUGCCACCGACUACGCAAAACCUGUAUAUCCCGAGGCGACACAAGGGCUCUGAAAGCUCAAAAGAAUAAUCCGAUUAAUAGAAUUGCCCAACUAGAGGGUAAAAUAGACAGUAUAGUAUCUCUACUUGGAGCUGGAGCCACAACAGACUAUCAAAUCACAACAGCACAGCCAUCACCACCGCCAUCUCUACUCAGCUCAUCACAAUCUCCCGCUUCUUCACUGCCAUUAUUCGACUUUCAGCUAUAUAGUACAGAAGCCACGCAGUACCUCGAAAUCUUCCGGCAUCAAAUGCUGAAAUACUUCCCAUUCUUAAGCAUCACAACGGACGUCCAAACCCUGCGCCAAGAACGUCCAUUUCUAUUUCUUUGUGUCGUUGCAGUGGCUACCCCAUCGACACAAGUAAAGAUGGUCCUAGGGAAAAGGAUAAAGCAGACACUUGCAGACCGCAUAAUAUUAGAGCCCACCAAGACAACAGACAUCGAUCUACUGCUCGGUCUGCUGACAUUUCUCGCCUGGGGCCACGACUAUCUCAUAAACAAAAACCCAGCAAGCUUAUCUCGAUUCAUGCAGCUUGCCAUGACACUAGCAUUUGAAUUGAGACUCAAUAAACCACCACUUUCAGCAGAAUCAAAUCUGCUUCCAGUCGGGAGCCAAAGUGGCGAGUGCUCUGGCGCACUCUGUAACUCGACCCGGUCGCUAGAGGAAAUGCGUGCCUUGCUAGGCUGCUUUCUGAUGAGUUCCAUUAUAUCUUCGUACCUGGGACACAUCGACCCUCUACAGUGGACUCCUUACAUGGAAGAAUGUCUGGAAUCUCUGAGGAUAAACAGUGAGUGUCCUGGCGAUGACUCUCUAGUAUGCCAUGUUCAGCUGCAGCUUAUUGCCAACGAAAGUGACUGUGCUGUUGCGACAAAAACACCACCCAUAUUCUACGUCAAGGCUUUGAUAGAAAAGCUGGAUAGAAUAAAUGUGCCAAUUCCUCCUUCCAGUCAAACCGAUAGGAUUCUAUUAGCGUCUGUCUACUACACUCAAAUUGGCAUUUUCAGCAAAGCAUUAUCUGAUCUCUCUUCGCCUGAUAUGAAAAGAAUUGAGCAUCACGGGGCUUGCAUCAACACUAUACGGAUGGCUCUCGACAACUUCUUUGACGUGCCUAUUUCCGAGUAUUCUGGCACAUCAUUUCCGUUCUUUGCACAUCUUGCACGUUCCAUUGUAGUCCUCUAUAAACUUUCAACUAUGAAGAAUCUGAUCCUAGAUCGGGCUCUGGUAUUGUCAUCAGUGGACAUUCUGCAUAUUCUCGAUAGGCUGAUUCAGAAUAUACAACAAGCUAGAAGCAGAGAUGGAGAAGAAUCUGCUGGAGGACUCUUGGACCGAUCUAUGGAAAUAUUUACUUCUGUGAGAUCUUGGUGUGCAAUGCGACUUGCUGAAAUGAAACAAUCAGAAUCAAAUCCUAGCACGACAGAGCUCAGCUUUACUGAUGCAAGUCUGUUUGACUUUUUCCCCUUUGAAGAUUCAUGGGUCCGGAAAUAGCGUCACUUCUGAAGCAUGGAAUAGCUGUUGAUUAUAAUUAUCAACGUCAAUCUAUAGGUUUAGGGUCUAUUAUGGGAGAUUCGACUAGUAUACAGUAUCAUCUUAUGAAACUCUCAGGUUAUGUCUGAAGUGCCUUGGAACCAAUUUCAACAAGCUCAUUGUUUGUAUACGAGCUUUUGGUAAACCCUGCAACUGCGAGUUCAAUUACUGAUGCAGCAAGUUGUUCGCGACUAAUAUUUGCAAACGCGCGGGUGAAAAGGUUGGUGAAUGAAAACGCUGCGGAUGCCAUGCUCCGAACAACAGAGGUCGGCGCGGUGACUACGCCGG